AUGGAGAACCGGAAUUCAGAAAACCUUGUUAUAGAAAAAGAAAAUAUAAAAACCUCAUCAGUUAGAACUCUUGAUAACAGCAACAAAGAGAACAUCACAACUAAGAGUAUACAAGCAGAAACUGCUAUAGAAAUUGAAGAUUCUAACUCACCAAGAACUCCAAUUGUACUUAUUACAAACAACAAUAAGUCACACCUGCAAACUAAAAAUCUUGAAGAAGGAUUUACUACA
This is a messenger RNA of Scutellospora calospora, 231 nucleotides long. NCBI's taxonomy places the organism in Eukaryota, Fungi, Glomeromycota, Glomeromycetes, Diversisporales, Gigasporaceae. The record is from the annotation of a GenBank genome assembly.